This is a messenger RNA of Chilo suppressalis (striped riceborer), 7854 nucleotides long. The record is from the annotation of a GenBank genome assembly. NCBI's taxonomy places the organism in Eukaryota, Metazoa, Arthropoda, Insecta, Lepidoptera, Crambidae.
UGUCGAUUCGGGCCGCGCAUCCUCGGGAGGGGGCCGAGGGCGGGGCGAGGCGCGGGAGGGGGCAGCGGGCGACGUCAGUCCGCGCCGAGCAGCCGAGCGAGCGCCAUGUCUGCGUGUGCGCCGCGUGCCUGCUGCCGGCCGCGCGCCCCGCCGACGUUGCUCGACAUCACGGCCAAAAUCGUCGCCGCGAACAUCCCAUUCCAACGCAUCGAGGAGCGCUAUGAACGCAUCCCGGAGCCGGUGCAACGCCGCGUCGUGUACUGGUCCUUCCCGAGGGACGAACGGGACAUAUGCAUGUACUCGUCCCUGGCGCGGGCGCCGCCCGAUGACCACCGCAACAUCGCCUUCUGCCGCGGCCUCAAGUUGCUGGAGGCCGGCUGCGUGGAGAGCGUGCUACAAGUCGGAUUUCACUUGAGCGGUGUCGUCCGGGCCCCAGCAGCCGUGCCCCCUUGCUCAGAGCCAGAGCGAUUGUACAGAGUCACUGUCUCCUUCGACAGGUGUAAAAUCACAGGUGUGACGUGCAGUUGUGAGGCGCGGGACAUCUUCUGGUGCCAACAUGUCGUCGCGCUGGCGUUGUACCGGAUCAGGAAUGCUGAUUCUGUACGGUUACGAGUGCCUAUAUCAGAGACGUUGUUGCAAAUGGACAGGCAGCAGCUACAGAAGUUCGUGCAAUAUCUGAUAGCGGAGCACCAUACAGAGGUGCUGCCGACUGCGCAGCGGUUAGCAGACGAGGUCCUGCAGGCCAGGUCAGCGAUCAACAGGAUAUGCGGAGCGCCUGACCCCACUGCUGGGCCACCGCCUGAUGCACAUCAUGCUUGGCACUUGGAUGAGCAGCAGGUCUGCGAACAAGUGCGAGCAUAUCUUUUACAAGGCACUUAUUACAAUGCAAAUAAGCAGCUUAACUCUUUAUUUUCUAAGGUACGAGAAAUGCUUAGGGCGCAAGACUCGAACGGUCCAAGGAUGCUGAUGCUGAUGACAGAACAGUUCCUAUCAGACCCUAGACUCCUUUUGUGGAGGAACCAGAACACGCCCAUGACUGAGAAAUGUAGGCAACUGUGGGAACAGCUGGGAGCACUCUGGGUCAGCAUAGUGCUGGAUCCUGGCAGCAAUAAGCACCAUCGGCUGCAGUGGCGGCAUUUGCUAGAGAAAUGGUCCGCCGUGGAAGUGUGCCCCACUGAAGACCCGGACUACAGAUCAUUUCCACUGUACGCAAGAGAAAGGGAGAGAAGCGAAAGAGAUCGCGACAGAGACCACAGAGACAGGGAUAGAGAACGCCACAGGGAUAGGGAGGAGAGAGAUAGAGAAAGACUGCGCGAGAGAGAAGAAAGAGACAGGGAAAGGCAUAGGGAGCGACAAAGGAGAGACAUAAAUUCACAUUCAGAAAGUUCUGAUGAGGAUUCGAGACCUAAUAAUUAUGAACGUGAAUAUAGGAGAGCUAGUAAAAGAUUGAGACUGCAUAAUCAAAGGCCUGCGACACUACUGACACCGCGUACUGUUUUCCACAAAGCAUUGGACGCAGUCGAUAUCUCGUGGGAGAACGAACACCUAAAGAACAUCCUGAGCAGCGACGAGUACUGCGACCCGGAGAAGCCCGGCAAGUUAGCCAGCGCUGGCGCCGUCACUCCCCAGCCUUACCCCAAAUUCAACGACCUGGGACAACCACUAUGGCAUGAACACUUGCCGGUGGUGGGAGCUCGAAUAGAAGCCCUCAGGGCACACGGGCGGGCGCCCGCGGCUCUGAGACUGGCAGUCAGCGCCGCGCGGGCAAUGCGACAUCGACAGGAAGUAGCCCAACAUCGGUGGCACGAAGUAGGCGCGGGGGAGGCAUCAUCCAGCGGGGGUACUGGCGGGGGAGGGGGCGGAGGGAGCCCCGUGUGCUCAGGGCCAGAGUCGUGCGGCGGUGCGUGCGCAGAUCGCGUCAAACUGUCGCUAGUAUGCGCUCAUAUGGAUUCUGGGGUCUGCCUCACCAGUGGCGCCACCUGUGCGCUGUCGCACUCGCAGCGGUGCAUCGGGAGGGACAGCCGAUGCUGGACGGGCUGGACUCUCGAGGCGAUAUGGUGCGUGUACGAGUGCCUCGCGGACGCGUGCCUCGCGCCCGACGACCAGCGUGCCUCGCCUCGUCUGCACACCGCUUAUUUGGACGAAGAACCAAAUACCGGUCUGCCACCAAGAUAUCAGCACGUACCAGUGGCUGGGAGUAAAAACCCUGAAGAGACUUACCUCGCGUUGGCACUCGAAGCGGCGCUACUGGGUCUCGGCAUGCAGAGAAUGCUGCCCAGCGGUCUGUACGCGCAAGAGCGGUAUUGUAAGCAGGAAGAAAGGCUAAUAGCGCAACUUCAACGCGUAGAAGGCGAGGCAGCGUGGGGCGUAUGCGCGCGUUCAGCCCGCGCGUUACUGGACGGCGGGCCCGCCUCCUGUCUCGGCACGCGCGUACAUCCCCGCUCUGCGCCCGCGCAUACCUUCGCGCGAUAUCUGUUCCUCACGCUGCUGCCCCACGACCCCGACCUGGCCUACCGCGUCGGCCUGCGAGCUAUGAGGUUACCAAUGGUAGAAGAAGCGUACGCGUUAGACGGCGCCAGCAGCGCGCCGGCGACGAUGCCUGGCGGCGCGGGCGCGUGGCACACGCUACAACAUGCAGAGCAACAGCAAGCGGCGUUGGCUAGCGCAUUGUUAGGUGCGGCACGUGGUACACCGGCACGCCUACGCGCGGCGCUAGGUGCGGCACAGCGGCACGUUCGGUCCGCGGCACAAUUGUUCCGACUGGCGCAGGACGCGCUGCGGCACGCCGCGCCGCCCGACGCGCCGCACCAUCACCGCGACCUGCUCGCCGCCGCCUUUGAGCUGGGAUUACAGGUGUUACGUAUGACCCUAUCGUCGGUGAACUGGAGGCGGCGCGAAAUGGUCCGCUGGCUGGUCACUUGCGCCACCGAGCUCGGCCUGGACGCGCUACUGUCCAUCAUGCAGAAUUGGUACGAGUUAUUCACGCCGACGGAAGCAACGGGCCCAGUAGCGGCAGCGGCGAUGUCUCACGCGACCGCACUGCGGCUCGGCCUCACCUUCGAGCAGCAGGAGAAGCUCAGCGCCUGCGCACGAACGCUCGCCUUGCAGUGCGCGGCUAAGGAUCCCCCCGGUUGCGCUUUAAGCGCUCUAUCCGUCUGCGAAGGCUCAGCGGGGGCUUUCGAAGCUGCUUGUGCCGCUGUAGGGGGCGCGGCUGCUAGGGGGGCUUUGGCCUCCAGUCAGCUGUUCGCUGUAGCCAGAUAUAUGGAGCAAAGGGGUCAACCGGCGCGAGCCAUGAGGCUUGCCACGCUGGCCAUGAGGAACCUGCAUCUACACUACAACCAGGACAGCCAUCCAGCGAUAGCAGACAUCCACUGGGCGGUCGCGUUAGCACACUCGCUAGGCCGGGCGGAGCUACAAGCGAUGUUACCGCUUUUAGUGAAGAACGUGCAAUGCGCGCCUGUAUUGUCGGACGUACUACGCCGUUGCUGCGUAGCCGCAGCAGGUUGCUCGCGGUCACGGCCACCGCCACCGCGGCCGCCUACUCCGUUGCGGCCGCUACUUGAGGCCGCGCUACGAGCAUACGCAUCCACUACGCACGCGCGCCUGGCGCACAUCUCGCCCCGCCACUACGCGGACUUCGUGGACUUCCUGGGCAAAGCACGAGACACAUUCGCCUUGGCGCACGACGGACCGCACCAGUUCGCGGCUCUCCUUCAGGAGAUCAAACUCAAAUACAAGGGGAAGAAGAAACUCAUGUUUCUCGUGAAAGAGCGAUUUGGUUGAUCCCUAACCAUGUAGGUACUCACUAUUUAAGCAGCGAACUUGCGAGCAUUUGACGGCAGUAGCCACAAAGAGCUUGAUAAAAAAAAUAUAAAUUGUUAAGUUUCUUUCGUCCAGCAUUCUGCAGGAGUGCGUUAUAUGAUUUUAUAAUUCGAUGCAUACGAUUAAAAAAUCAAAAUCAAUAGGUAGAUAAAGUAACAAUUGAAAUUAGCCUAACUGCCGUUUAAAAACAAUUUGGCUCUUUUCACUAAUUAAAAAAAGCAAUGAGUAUAGUAGCAUAAUUAAUUAACCUGUGAAACUAUUUAGUACUUUCAUUUCUAUUUCAUAGAAAAAGCAUUUCAAAAUGCAGUGUGAAAGUUCUAGUAAAAAAUAUUGGCCCCAAUCUGCAUUUUUGUAACCGAAAUUUAGUAUCGUUAAGAAUUGAGCCUUAUUACAUGUUACCUUCUUGCAUUUUACUGAGGAUUAGUUUGGGAUUAAAAAAUGGAUUAAACAAAUUAUUAGUAAGCCCCAAAAAACAAUAAAAUCUAAAUUCCUAGUAACGGUAAAAUACCUCAUGUGGUAUGAAUGAAUAUACCAAGCCAGUCUAUAUUAAGUAUUAUUUUAUAAAUAAAAAAAAAGAAAUUAAUCAUUGUAGCUGACCUCGUAAUGUCAUUUAUUAAAAUGUAAUGAUCUCAAUGAUUCCAUUUGUGUAAAUAGAUUAGGCGUUGUGUAAAUAUAGUUAGUGUUAUUAAGUUUAGGUAAACAUGUAAUUUAAUAUUUAGUGAUUCUGUGUUAUGUGCUGGAAAAGAUGGCGCCUGCUCUAGCCCAGGCCAGUAUUCCAGAUUAUAUUUUGUUAGUUUUAGCACAAAACACAGAGUCGUAUGUUGUAGGCAUAGUACGCCGUUCAUAUUAUAUAGCGUCCAAUAGCAAUGGAAUAAUCAGUAAUGAAACGACACAACACCAAAGAAAAAUAUAUGUUAUAAGUCCAAACGUGUGAGUGAAGCAAUGCCAUUGUUAUAUUCAGUAUUCUUGAGUAUUCGUAAUUAUGUUUAUUUCUAAUCAGUAAAGAAUAUUUUAUGCGUUUAUUUACAAGAAUGUAACGCAAUUCACAAGUCCACUAUUAAUUAUUUUUUUCUUGGUCCCAUCGUUAUUACGUACAUUAUUUACGUUUUGUCCAAGCUAGAUGGCGCUAGUGUUUUUUUAAACGGUCUUGUUAUUUUCAUAGCCAUCUCCUGGUUGUUUUCAAUAUGCUCCAAAAAGUAUGCUGAUAAUACGGGAAAUUAAAAGUUCUUUUUUUGUGCCGUUUUUAACUUUUUGUCCGCUUAGUUGGAAUAUUGACGAAUCCAUUUAAAGCUUUUAUUUAAGAGGUAUGAUUUUACACCUACGUUUACUUAAAAGCCGAUGCCAAAACUGCAAAUAAAUUAUCUUGCGAAAUUGAUUACAAUGGUAGAUAUAAAAAAAUAACAAAAAAGUGCAUUUAUAAAGAUAGAAGAUGUCUAAUAUUUAAUUACUUAUUUAAUAGAUGGGAUGUGCGGAUAGUGUUCAGGUGUAGUGCAAAAAUGAUAAUGAAAUAGUAAAUUAGGCAUAAAAUAAUGAGGGACUUUUGUACUUUUUGUGGUGUGUGAUAGGGUUGUGCAAACACAAAAAAAUAAUAAUAAAAUAUUUCAACCAAGUUACUGUGUAGCCUCUAAUAAUGAAUCUGUAUACAAGACCUAAGGAAAAACUAAUUCUGUAAAAUAAAUAUUGCCAACCCUGUAUUGUGUCAAAAUAUCAGUAAAUAAUGUAUAAUGAAAAAUGCUAUGACAAAGUAAUUACUCCAAUCGACGUUAGAAUUGUUUAUAAAUAUAUUAAUGUAAAUAAAUUGAAUAUUUUUUUUAGUUAAUAAAUAAUUAACCAAUUUCAAUCACUAAAUUAAUAUUAGAUUGCCACAAAGCUGAUGAAAGACAUGUUUACUAAUAUUUUCUUUGUAGAAAAGGGAAUGGGUACAUUCUAUUUUAUAUAAAAAAAAAGUCCGCUUUUGUUAAAAAUACCAUUUGGCACAAAAAGUUUUGAUGGUUACAGCAAACCUAACCAAUAACAUAGUAUAGAAACAGAAAAUACUAUUCAUACUAUAAAUCGGUACAUAAGUGCAUUUUCCUUUAAAUAUUUUUCUCAAUCUUUCAUUUCUUGUGAUUCUUGACUAGAAACACAGCAACUUGUUAUAUAAAAUAGAAUGUACCCAUUUUCACAUAAAUUUCAAUUCGACUGUUAAACUAAAAUUCCACGACAUAGUGCCUAAAAAUCUUCAUAAUUUUUGUAAAAUGUAUGAAUUACAAAGCGUUAACAUAUAAUUUGUUAACGCUUGUACAGUACCUAAUUUUUAUGUGCAUUUUUAUGCGACUAUUGAUAAAAUGUCAAGCAAUAAUUUUUCAUUCUUGGAACAGUUGAGCAAGUUAAAGUCUUACUAUAUUUCUCAAUCCCAAUAAUGGGCUGAGUGAAACUUAUGCCGCGUUGAUUGAUAUAAAGUCACAAUUGUCACAUCAAAUACAUAGUGAAUUGUGUAAAAUUUUGACAAAUGCUUACUUUUACUCGUCACAUUAAACUGUGUAUCAAGCAACGGGGCGUAAGCUAACAAAUAUGAAACUAAUAAUGCUAAACUUUACUUGGCUCGACUGUCCAAACCAUUGCCAAAUGUGGUUAAGGGCUAUAUUAUAUCGUGUUACUUCAAUCUCUGCUCUAGCAACCUGUUUGAGAAGAGAAAGUGACAAUACUUGCAUAACAUAAUUUUUCAUGUUUAAUAAUUUUCUUGAAGCCGGUCUAUGUUAAAUAUUUUUGCAAUAUCCUACACUCAAAAGCACAUCGGGACCCAAAACAGAACAUGUAUUAUCUUAUAUACAUAUAAAGUUGAAUAUGUUUUAUCGUAUCGUCUAAGAGUGCUUUUGAUUAUGGGUACAAGAAAACGCAAGGGAAAUUGCAAUAAAUACCAUAGUAAAAUGCAUUACUGUAGUCGAUUUGUUAAAUACUUACACCAAUGAUGUUUUAUUCUAUUUAACAUUUCUAACAGGUUCGUAGUAGUCAGAAUAGGCAAGGACACUGCUUGGACUGCCGCCUGACAACUUGGCUAACCUAAAUCAAUUCAAGUAUUCCUUGUUAAAGUCUAUUGUCUGAAACUUUCAAAAAAUUUGCGUUUACCCGCAACCACUAAACUAAAGCUCGCAUAACCAUGUCUUUGCGUCUUAUGUCCAAUUUCUUUUUUAUGACUUGCCGAAUUAUAUCACAAAGCAAGUAACUAAAUGAUACUAUAAGUGCCUUCAGGCAAGUCUUAAUUCGAUGUUUGUAACUAGUGUGAAUUUUACUUUCGUUAUUACAUUGAGGCGCAAAUGAGUACACUGCGCUGGCCAAAUUAUGGCGCCAAAGUGACACCUUGUCUAAAUAAUUUUAAAUGGUAAUUUUUAAAUACGGUCACGUUUAUGUAAUCUUACAAUGGUGUCGAUUCUGGCGUGAUUCUCUAAACUUAAAACUAAAUUUAACAUCAAUCUCUCCUUUUCAUUCCAUAUAGAGAAUGAUACUGUUGUCAGAUUUAAGUUUAGGUGUAGAGAAUCGUGUCAGAAUUGACACCAAUAUGUUCCCAUCAGGUAGCGUUCCGUGCACAUAGAGUGUAUGAGCUUAAGUCCGACUUUGCAUUUAAUGUUUACAAUCUUACCUUUCUUUGGAAACAGAAUUUAAAUUGGCUAUAAAAUAAAGCAGCAAAUAACUUUACAUUACUAUUAUUAGGGAUUAAUUGAAUGUAUCAUCUUUUUCGUCCCCUCUAAUAAUAAAACACAAUUUUACAUAUCCGCGACCGAAUAAUUCGAUAUUGAACAAGAAUACACAAGAAAAACUCACAUAAAGACCGGCUGUAUAUUUUUACUUCCUAUUAGGUAUCUUCUCUGUUUAAUUGUACUGUACUUUUAUUUACUUAUUCUGUGACUGUACCCUACUUAAUGUCGAUUGUAAUAAUUUUUUAAACAUCUUAUUGUGUUGUACGUAAAACGUGGACACCCUUCAGUGCUGGUAUUAUGAUGGUGAUAAUUUCAAUAUAAAUAAUUGAAAAAUACUGAAAAUUUAUUGUUUUUU